AUGCUGGCUUUCAAGUCCUCUAGUCUCCACCCGAAGAUGAUUAUCAUAGCUGAAGUUUUGGCAACCUCGUGGACCCUCCCGAAGGGCAGGACCCGUAGUCUUUCCUCCGAGAGUUGGGACCCGGCCAGACCUGGGUCGUGGCCGAGCGGAAACCGAACCCGGGGUCAGGGCGGCGGGGCGCGCUUGUUUAGCAAACGUCGAGCUGAAGAGCAGGGUUGGUGGCUGAAGGACCAGGAGCCCCGGAGGAGCUCGUCACCACCCUUGUGCCAGGGGGUGUGCAGGUGUCGUCUGGGUCCCUCCGAUCAGCAGGAGGGCAGUAUAGAAAGCAGUGGCAAGCGCUUGCACACAGCCCAGUCGGCAGGAAGGCCGGCCGAGCACAGAGGGUUUAAACAGGUCACAAUGGAAGAGCGGAUACUGAGAGUCCAGAGGCUCAGAGGGCACACAGGAGGAGAAUUUGAUCCAGAUUUUAUUCUAGACAGCAAAGGAGUAGAGAGUGCCGACAGUGAGAACAGCCCGAAGAGAGCUCCUGAAGAGAGGGCCUUCUGCACGGAGAACAAGAUAGUAUUUAUCUGCAUUUUCUUCCAUUUCUACUCCACAAAUACAGAUGUGCAUGAAAAUUACGCUUUCAGGGACAUUUUGUACAACAUGAAGAAUGACAGAUUUACACGAAAAUCUUGGAUUGAAGGGGUAUUCUACAAGAGAGAGUGUAACAAAUUCAUACCCAGCACAAAAGACCCUCACAGAUGCACUCAAGGCUGCCAAGUCUGUCAGAACUUAGUCAGGUGCUACUGUGGCCGGCUGAUUCAAGAACAUCAUGGGUUGGAUUACACCUGGACCCUUUCAGCCGCUGAGGGCAGUGGAGAGGAACAGUGGUCUGCUGAGAAGCACACAGUGAAGAGCCCUACAGAUACCUUUGGCACCAUUAAUUUCCAAGAUGGAGAGCAUAUCUACCACUCCAAGUACAUCAGAACUUCUUGGGAUACAAACUCGGAACACCUGUUGCAUUUAAUGUUGAAAGAAUGGAAUAUGGAGCUGCCAAAGCUUGUGAUCUCUGUUCAUGGGGGUAUCCAGAACUUCAAGAUGUCCUCCAACCUCAAAGAAGCCUUCAGCCAGGGUCUGGUCAAAGCUGCAGAGACCACAGGAGCAUGGAUAAUUACAGAAGGCAUAAACUCAGGAGUGUCCAAGCACGUUGGGGAUGCCCUAAAAGCCCAUUCCUCUAAGUGUUUGAGGAAAAUCUGGACAGUUGGAAUCCCUCCUUGGGGUGUCAUUGAGAACCAGAGGGAACUGGUUGGAAGAGAUGUAGUGUGCAUGUACCAGCCUGUGAGUGGCAACCCGUUCAGUAAGCUCACCACCCUCAACUCCAUGCACUCUCACUUCAUCCUGUGUGACGAUGGGACAGUGGGCAAGUAUGGGAAUGAGGUGAAGCUCAGGCGGAACCUGGAGAAGCAUCUCUCCACGCAGAAGAUCCACAGCUGCUCAAGACAAGGUGUGCCCGUGGUGGGGUUGGUGGUGGAAGGAGGCCCCAAUGUCAUCCUCUCGGUGUGGGAGACUGUCAAGAACAAGGAGCCUGUGGUGGUGUGUGAGGGCACAGGCCGAGCUGCCGACAUCCUGGCCUUCACCUACAAACACUUGGAGGACGGAGGGAUGCUGCGCCCUCAAGUGAAAGAAGAGAUCAUCUGCUUGGUUCAGAGCAUGUUCAACUUUAGCCUUAGGCAGUCUAAGCACCUUUUCCAAAUUCUAAUGAACUGCAUGGUGCACAAGGAUUGUAUUACCAUAUUUGAUGCUGAUUCUGAGGAGCACCAAGACCUUGAUUUGGCAAUCCUCACGGCUUUGCUGAAGGGCACAAGCUUAUCAGUGUCAGAACAAUUAAACCUGGCAAUGGCUUGGGACAGAGUGGACAUAGCCAAGAAACAUAUCCUAAUUUAUGGACAACACUGGAAGCCUGGUGUUCUAGAACAAGCAAUGUUAGAUGCCUUAGUGAUGGAUCGGGUGGAUUUUGUGAAACUCUUGAUAGAGAAUGGAGUGAACCUUCACCGUUUCCUCACCAUCCCCCGACUGGAAGAUCUUUAUAAUACAAAACAAGGACCAACUAAUAUGUUUUUGCGUCAUCUUGUCCAAGAUGUCAAACAGCACACUCUUCUCUCGAGCUACAGAAUAACGCUCAUCGACAUUGGGCUGGUAAUAGAAUACCUCAUUGGUGGAGCCUACCGAAGCAGCUACACUAGGAAAAGCUUUCGUGUUCUCUACAACAACCUCUACAGAAAAAACAAGAGUGUGAGCAGCUUGUCUCAGAGCCUUUCCCAGCAUCCUCUUCACCAGAGACAUUCCUUGGGAAGCAGAAGUGACUCUUCAGAAAGCACCCCGCAUUCCCAGUUCUUUAGGACUGCCCAGCCCUACAAAUCCAAGGACAAGCCUGGAGACUCUCAUAAAUCAAAGAAGAAGUCAAAGGACAUACACAGCCCGUCGGAGGACCCCGAGCCAGCUGGCUUUGUCUACCCAUACAGCGAGCUGCUGGUGUGGGCUGUGCUCAUGAAGAGGCAGAAGAUGGCCAUGUUCUUCUGGCAGCACGGAGAGGAGGCCACAGUCAAGGCAGUCAUUGCUAGUAUUCUCUAUAGAGCCAUGGCCCGGGAAGCUAAGGAGAGCAACAUGGUGGAUGAUACCUCAGAGGAACUGGAAAAUUACUCAGAGCAGUUCGGCCAGCUUGCCCUGGAUGUGUUAGAGAAGGCUUUCAAGCAGAACGAGCCAAUGGCCAUGAAACUGUUGACCUAUGAACUCAAGAACUGGAGCAAUUUCACCUGCUUGAAACUGGCAGUGUCUGGAGGACUGCGUCCCUUUGUGUCACAUUCUUGUACCCAAAUGCUGCUGACAGACAUGUGGAUGGGACGUCUGAAAAUGAGGAAAAAUUCCUGGCUGAAGAUAAUCAUCAGUAUCCUGUUACCACCCAUGAUUUUGACAUUGGAAUUUAAAAGCAAAGCUGAGAUGUCACAUGUCCCACAAUCCCAGGAUUUCCAGUUUACGUGGAAUAACAGCGACCAGGAUCUCAGUAACACCAAAGAAAGUGCUUGUGCGAAAAACUAUGAUUUGGAAAGAGGCCCUGAUGAGAAACUGGAUGAAAAUGUGCACUUCGACAUCAAAAAUGGGCCCCAGAGCCUCCCCUGGACAAGGAGAGUCUACGAGUUCUACAGCGCUCCCUUUGUGAAGUUUUGGUUUCACACGAUGGCUUACCUGGCAUUCCUCAUGCUGUUCACUUACACAGUGUUGGUGGAGAUGCAGCCCGAACCCAUCGUGCAAGAGUGGUUUGUCAUCAUCUACAUCUUCACCAACGCCAUCGAGAAGGUCAGGGAGAUAUGCAUUUCAGAACCAAGCAAGUUUACUCAAAAGGUGAAGAUGUGGUUGAGCGAAUACUGGAACCUAAUAGAAGCUGUGGCCAUUGUCCUGUUUUUAGUGGGUUUUGGCCUACGGUGGGGAAGCUCCCCUUUGCACACUGUAGGAAGACUCAUCUACUGCCUAGACAUCAUAUUCUGGUUCUCUCGGCUCAUGGACUUCUUCGCUGUCAAUCAACAUGCAGGUCCAUAUGUGACCAUGAUUGCAAAAAUGGCAGCAAACAUGUUCUACAUUGUGAUCAUGAUGGCCAUUGUCCUGCUGAGCUUUGGCGUGGCGCGCAAAGCCAUCCUCUCACCAAAUGAGCCUCCUUCAUGGCGCCUGGCUCGAGAUAUUGUUUUCGAGCCAUACUGGAUGAUGUAUGGAGAAGUCUAUGCUUCAGAUAUAGAUGUUUGUUCAAGUGACCCUUCUUGCCCUCCGGGUUCUUUCCUGACUCCAUUUCUGCAAGCUGUCUACCUCUUUGUCCAAUACAUCAUCAUGGUGAACCUGCUGAUUGCCUGCUUCAACAACAUUUACUUCGAUAUAAAAUCCAUCUCGAACAAAGUCUGGAAAUACAAUCGCUAUCGCUACAUCAUGACCUACCACCAGAAGCCCUGGCUGCCCCCACCCUUGAUCCUGCUGAACCACAUAUGCCUGCUCCUCCGAGGUCUCUGCUGUCGCCCAGGGCCACAGGACCAGGAAGAGGGUGAUGUAGGGCUAAAGCUCUACCUCACCGAGGAGGACUUGAAAAAGCUUUAUGAUUUUGAGGAACAGUGUGUGGAAAAAUAUUUCCAUGAGAAGACGAAAGGGCUGAACUGUAGUUUUGAGGAACAGAUCCGAGUGACGUCAGAACGGGUUUCAGAGAUGUUCUUCCAACUGAAAGAGAUGAAUGAAAAAGUAUCUUUUAUAAAGGACUCCCUACUAUCCUUGGACAGCCAGGUGGGCCACCUCCAGGACCUCUCUGCCCUGACCGUUGACACCCUGAAGGUCCUUUCCGCUGUUGACACGUUGCAGGAAGACGAGGUUCUUCGGACCGACAGAAAGCACUCCACUUGUCGAAAACGUCCCCACAGCUGGACCAAUGUCAUCUGCACAAAUGUUCUCAGCAGCAUGAGAAGCUGUGGAAAGAAGAAAUUUCAGUGCUACAGCAUGCCCCCUUCUUUGCUGCGGAGUCUUGCCAGAAGCCAGCUUCCCCCAAGUGUGCAGAAGGGCACCUUGCUAGAGAUUACACACGAUAAAGGAGAGGCCUCAUGUGUAAGAGAAGACCAAGAGGAACAAGAAAUGGACCCAGUUGCUUCCGGGGUGUCCCAGGUCAGACAAGCGCACUCUAAGUAUGGUCAGUUUCUCCUGGUCCCGUCUUCUGGAAAACAAGUUCCUUUCUCUUUUGAAAGGCCCCCACCUCUUUUCAGAUCAUCUGAAGAAGCCAACAUAGGUGACCUGGCACUGGAACAUGUAUGCCAGCAUGAUAUUACCAUCCGUCUGCCUAUGCAGACCUCUGCUGCCUCCCACCAGGCAUUGGUAGCAGAACGCAAGGAACAACAUGAGGCAGUCACACAGAUGUCAGACAAACAUGACAAGGCCGAAGAAGAUUCACUCACGCUCAGUGGCCUACCUGCUCCCUUGACCAUGACCUCGCUUCCUUCCCGGGCCAUCAGCAUGCAAGCCGAAGGUGGAUAUGUGAACUGGGCCUUUUCCGAAAGUGAUGAAACCGAUGUGUUCAGUUUCAAAAAAAAGUGGAAAACUUGCUUGCCAUCUAUGUGCAGCAGUGAAGAAUGCCCCCUCCAGAGAGGAGGCAGGUUGGGACUGGAGAAUUCAAGAAGAUCGGCCCAGAGUAGUGGGCGCUCCGUCGUGGCAGGACCAUGGGCCCAGCCCAGGAGAUCUUUUUGCCUCAGUUCUCUCUGUAGAGACAGACCUCUCAACAGGAGCCAUAGCUUUAGGUUCCACAAGGAGGAGAAACUGAGGAAGAGCUGGAAGAACAACAGCCUCGCAAGAGCCUCAGAGACAGGCUCAACAUGGAUCAAAGCAAAACUCCUAACCAAGAACAGGAGCCUGUCAAAAAAGAAGAAGAAGAAGACAACUCAGGGACUCCAGGUGCCAGUGAUAACAGUCAAUACCUGCUAUCAAAGUGACCCACUGAAUUCAGAGCCAGGAGAAGCAAACAUCACUGAACAGUACGGCAAGAAGUGGCUCCCCGUGUCCAACUUCAACCAGAUAAGUUUAGAACCUUAUAUAUAUCAGAAAAUGAAAAUGAAGGAAAUUGAGCAACAUACCACACGAGCCAGCGACUACCUGAAGUAUUGUCAAGAGAACCCAGAUGCAAACCCCUCAUGGAGUCCCAGGAACACCAACCUCAACAGGAGUUUUCUAGCAAGAAGCUCAAGUGAAAUUGACAAGAUCUCGGCCUCCUUAAAGAGCCCUCAAGAGCCUCACCACCAUUAUUCAGCCAUUGAAAGGAAUAAUUUAAUGAGGCUUUCUCAGACCAUCCCGUUUACACCAAUCCAGCUGUUUGCAGGAGAAGAGGUGACCAUCUACAGGCUUGAGGAGAGUUCCCCUCUGACUCUCGAUAAGAGCAUGUCCUCUUGGUCCCAGCACGGGAGAGCUGCCAUGAUCCAGGUGCUGUCCCAAGAGGAAAUGGACGGGGGUCUCCGCAAAGCCAUGCGAGUCAUCAGCACGUGGUCUGAGGAUGAAGUUCUCAAGCCCGGGCAGGUUUUCAUUGUGAAGUCCUUUCUCCCGGAGGUUGUACAGACGUGGUAUAAAAUCUUUCAAGAGAGCACUGUGCUUCAUCUUUGCCUGAGGGAAAUUCAACAGCAAAGAGCUGCCCAAAAACUCAUCUAUACCUUCAACCAAGUCAAACCACAAACUAUACCCUAUACACCAAGGUUUCUGGAGGUUUUCUUGAUCUACUGCCAUUCAGCUAACCAAUGGUUAACCAUUGAGAAGUACAUGACAGGGGAGUUCCGGAAAUACAAUAACAACAAUGGUGACGAAAUUGCCCCCACCAACACCCUCGAGGAGCUGAUGCUGGCUUUCUCUCACUGGACAUAUGAGUAUACCCGGGGAGAGCUGCUGGUUUUAGAUUUGCAAGGUGUUGGAGAAAACUUGACAGAUCCGUCUGUUAUAAAACCUGAAGACAAACAAUCAAGAGGGAUGGUGUUUGGACCGGCCAAUUUAGGGGAAGAUGCAAUUAGAAACUUCAUUGCAAAACAUCGCUGCAACUCCUGCUGUGAGAAGCUCAGGCUGCCGGAUUUAAAAAGAAAUGAUUAUUCCCUUGCAAGGGAACAUUGCAACUCAGGACUUGAGAAAAAUAUUGAACCAGCUGAGGGACUUCCAGCAAGAGACAGAAAUAGAAAUCCCCUGGAAGAUCACACACGGCUCUAAAGAGGGCGACAAGGAAGACGAUGGUCUCUUAGCUCCUUUUCCUUGAACUCUGUGGUGAUGUCCACAGACACGAUUCUGUCUACAUCAGAAUCCCUGUCAGGCUGACUGUACAGUGUGGAAGUUUCUGGAAGUGUCCUCUGAUCCUCAUCUCCUGCUAUACCAAGGACACAAUGCCUAAUGGAGGGAUCCUCCCAGAUGUUGACCUCAGAGCAGAAUGUUUGGCGUACAUUCUCAUCUCCUUGUUCUGCAUGAAGACACUGAAGGAGUCCACCAGGGAUGCUCUCCUUUAUACCUCAUUGCUUCAGCUGGCCGCUUGGAACUCUUGGAGCAGAAUGCUGUGCACUGAAGAACUGGGGAAUGAAUUAAUUUAUUUUCUCAUGAUGUUUGCAGACUCUAUCCCCACUGCUAUUCAUCAUUUCAUUCAAGCAUUGUAUCUAUAUACAUACCUAUACCUAUAGGCAUACAUACCUAUACAUACAAUAAAAUGUAUGUGAUUUCUUCUUCCUUCUCCAGGAACACAAGGUUUGAAUGCAACAAACUUGGAUGAGUAUCUGUUGGCCCAGGUUGGAGCAUAAAGAGCCACAAAUGUCAAGUCCUGGUAAACUCUAGAUGCUUUGGAUUAUUGUCUUCUAGUUCCUCUGAAUGAGGGAAAAGGACAAAUUUAAACAAUUUUUUUCUUACAUACCCCCUUUUAUAAAUUCAAAAAUGGGAAUAUGUAAUCCUACAAACUGUUAUGAAAGGCUUCACUGUAUUAAGCUCAGGACACUAAGGUUAGAGACCAUUGCCACCCUCUGCUCAUUUCUCCCUCUUGGCACUGGAUCGCAUCACACCCUCACUCCCCUUGAUCAGUCCUGUGGGGAAAGAUGCAUCUCAAGCUGAAAGGCUUUCCACAUAUUUUCCUCCCUCCACUGCAGCGUUCUGAUGGUUUGAACACUUUAUCAGUUUCUGGAGCUUGAAAUGAGGUGUCCCUGGAAGCAACCCUGUGUUGGGGCAGGUCCCUGUUGCAUGCUGGGUAGGGUUACCCUGCCUCAGAACAAGUGUGAUUUUUUUUUUUUAACAACAGCAGCAGCAACAGCAAAGAUUGAAAGAUGACUCCCGUCUACCCCUGAGGCCCUCACUUAGCCUUCCCACCGGCCAGCAGCAAACCUCCUAGACCUAAAAUUUUCAUCUUUAGUUUUGUCUUUAGUUCUUACAUUCAUUACCUUACUUCUAAAUCUCCUUUAGAAUUCUAAAUCCCUGCUUCCUUAGACUGCACUUCAAGGGAAGUAUUGCUUUGUGGGAUGGAAAACAAUUGCAUCUGGUUCACGUGAUUUUGAGGGUUCAUCUGUAGUCUGUUUCCUUUGAUUGGUAGGAGGUGGAAAGCUUGGACAAUUUCUUACCUCUUUUCUUCCCUCCCUUCCUCCUUCCCUCUUUCUCUACCACCCCCCACCCUUUUGUAGCAUAGGCAGCCUUCAAACUCCCAAUCCUCCUGCCUCAGCCCUUGAAGUAUGUGCUUGGGUGAAACAGUGAUCGGCAGUGAGGCUAGACUAUUGGUGUUGGGAGGCGGUGCUUAGCAAUAUUGUCCAAUCUCUGAAGCAGUAAGGGAUUUGUUUGUUGUCUCACUUUAGCACUGUACUCAACUCUAGAAAGAGCAGAGUUUACUUACGCAAGGGCCAAACCAAGUACACCAAUUUAUUGACCAAAAUACCUGUAAACUGGAAUGAAACUUGAAAGCAAAUA
Molecule: messenger RNA, 8457 nt
Organism: Myodes glareolus (Bank vole)
Lineage: Eukaryota; Metazoa; Chordata; Mammalia; Rodentia; Cricetidae
Source: RefSeq, a predicted model, not a curated record